This is a messenger RNA of Coccidioides posadasii C735 delta SOWgp, 1251 nucleotides long. RefSeq lists its product as uncharacterized. The record is from RefSeq and is a predicted model, not a curated record. NCBI's taxonomy places the organism in Eukaryota, Fungi, Ascomycota, Eurotiomycetes, Onygenales, Onygenaceae.
CUCUCUCCAACUUCACUUUUCGCCUUCUGGAGAGCACUUUUCUCGCCUGUCCUUGGCUGCAGUUCCCUCGCUCUGCUGCUCUCUCUCUCUCGCUCUCUCUCUCACACACCCUCCAUCGAGCGUCUCUAUCGCUAUUUUGGGCCGCCUAGCCAUCAAAGACGCCCACAAUGCUCCAUUCUCUCGGUCGUCGCGCGAUCUGCGUCCUGCUCAUCCUUGCCUGCUCCAUCCAAGUCCAAUCUGAGCCCAUCCAUCGACGUCCAUUCCACCAGGAACGAGACAGCUAUGACGACCGCACUGUGGCAGCUGCCUUCCACGCUCUCUCCUUCAAAUUCUGGAAUUCUGUCUCAGAGCGGUCCGUCGACAUCAAACACGAUCUCGGUGUUCCUCCUCAGAACGACCCUCGAUAUCAAUUGAUCAAGCGACAGGGAGGCAGCGGAGCUGUCACCAAUUCCACCCCAUCUGUGACUCCGACUACUCCGCCGCCAUCCUCUUCCCCGGAGACAACCUCCGAUGCAUCCACACCUCCUCCCAGUUCGGAAACUCCGUCCACCGAGAUUCCCGACACUUCAUCCCCCCCGGAGACCUCCCCGUCCCCAACCACCCCGACCCGGACGACCGCUUCGCCCACUUCGGAAACUGAGUCCACCAAGUCCAGUGAGACCCCGGAUCAGACCACCACUAAGCCACCAGAAGAGACCACUUCUGCUCCUCCCAUCAGCUCCACCGUCAUCGGCACCACCACCAAUGAAGACGGUGGCCUUGUCACCUACACCUCGGUUGUCCUGGUCCAGCCAACUCGAAGCAAUUCGAACGGAAACUCCCCAGAACCAAGCCAGUCCAACCCUUCUCUGCAGAACGGUGCCUCUGCUCCCGCUACGAUGAAGAAAGAGAUGCUCGCACUGCUUGGAGCCAUCGGUGUUGCCUUUGCCCUCUAAUUAUGAGAUUGAGCUAAAACUACACCCUUUCCCUUUUCCCUCUCUCACUCGCUAUCAAGCGUGAUACUAGUCGAUUUAUGUAUGUGAGCGGGGUUAGUGCAUUUCAAUGGCGUUAUGUUUCCUUUUUUUUUUUUUUCCCCCUCUAUUUCGGGUUCAAACAGCCCAAGCAGCAAUAAUUAUGGACAUUUUCUCCCUUGAAAAUGACUGUUGGGUGGCAGACUGUCUUUUAUGCUCUAUUUCCAUGUACAUCUUUUCUUUUUUUAAAGGGAAUGGGGUAUGCUCUCUCCUUAAGCUACCUAGACAAGACUAGACAACA